Molecule: messenger RNA, 1966 nt
Organism: Saimiri boliviensis boliviensis (Bolivian squirrel monkey)
Lineage: Eukaryota; Metazoa; Chordata; Mammalia; Primates; Cebidae
Gene: F2RL2
Product: coagulation factor II thrombin receptor like 2
Biological process (GO): positive regulation of Rho protein signal transduction; blood coagulation; phospholipase C-activating G protein-coupled receptor signaling pathway
Cellular component (GO): plasma membrane
Molecular function (GO): thrombin-activated receptor activity
Source: RefSeq, a predicted model, not a curated record
UGCCUGCAGUGCACAGGAAAGCAAACUACAGACAGAAGAAGGCUUCCAUUUGCUGCGGACACAUGGAACUGAGGUGAAACUGCUUCAUGAUUUUACACAUUUCAUAAAGUUCAAGAAACGGGACUCAGGUCAUCAAAAUGAAAGCCUUCAUCUUUGCAGCUGCUGGCCUCCUGCUUCUGUUGCCCACUUGUCAGAGUGGCAUGGAAAAUGAUACAAACAACUUGGCAAAGCCUAUCUUAUCUGUUAAGACCUUUCGUGGAGCUCCCCCAGAUUCUUUUGAAGAGUUCCCUUCUUCUGCCUUAGAAGGCUGGACUGGACCCACCAUUACUGUAAGAAUUAAGUGCCCUGAAGAAAGUGCUUCACAUCUCCAUGUGAAAAAUGCUACUAUGGGGUACCUCACCAGCUCCUUAAGUACCAAACUGAUACCUGCUGUCUACCUCCUGGUGUUUGUAGUUGGUGUGCCAGCCAAUGCUGUGACCCUGUGGAUGCUUUUCUUCAGGACCAGAUCCAUCUGUAUGACUGUAUUCUACACCAACCUGGCCAUUGCAGAUUUUCUUUUUUGUAUCACAUUGCCCUUUAAGAUAGCUUACCAUCUUAAUGGGAACAACUGGAUAUUUGGAGAGGUCCUGUGCCGGGCCACCACGGUCAUCUUCUACGGCAACAUGUACUGCUCCAUUCUGCUCCUUGCCUGUAUCAGCAUCAGCCGCUAUCUGGCCAUUGUCCAUCCUUUCACCUACCGGGGCCUGCCCAAGCACACCUAUGCCUUGCUAACAUGUGGACUGGUGUGGGCAAUAGUUUUCUUAUAUAUGUUGCCAUUUUUCAUCCUGAAGCAGGAAUAUUAUCUUGUUCAGCCAGACAUCACCACCUGCCAUGAUGUUCACAACACAUGCGAGUCCUCGUCUCCCUUCCAACUCUACUACUUCAACUCCUUGGCGUUCUUUGGAUUCUUAAUUCCAUUUGUGGUUAUCAUCUACUGCUACACAGCCAUCAUCCGGACACUCAAUGCAUACGAUCAUAGAUGGCUGUGGUAUGUUAAGGUGACUCUCCUCAUCCUUGCGAUUUUUACCAUUUGUUUUGCUCCAAGCAAUUUUAUGCUUAUUAUUCACCAUGCCAACUACUACAACAACAAUACUGAUGGCUUCUAUUUUAUAUAUCUCAUAGCUUUGUGCCUGGGCAGCCUGAAUAGUUGCUUAGAUCCAUUCCUUUAUUUUCUCAUGUCAAAAAUCAGAAAUCACUCCACUGCUUACCGUACAAAAUGCUGAAACCAUCUUAGAGAACAAGGACAGCCAUCACAGAGAAUGUCUGUUUUCACAGACAUCUGUUUUCAUGGACAACAUAUGCAUAGUGCAAGGAGCUCCAUUUCUGAGCUCCUAAGAAAUAUGCUUCAAGGAUCAAACAUUACAAAAGCAUCAGUAAUUUUUUUUUUUUUUUUAGACUGAGUCUCCUCUAUUGCCCAGACUAAGUGCAGUGGUACUAUCUUGGCUCAUGGCAAUCUCUGCCUCCUGGGUCAGCCUCCCAAGUAGCUGGGAUUACAGACAUACAUGCCCAGCUAAUUUUUUUAUUUUUAUUAGAGACAGGGUGUCAUCAUGUUGGCCAGGCUGCUCUCAAACUCCUGACCUCAAGUGAUCCGCCUGCCUUGGCCUCCCAAAGUGCUGGGAUUAGAGGUGUGAACCACCAUGCUGACCAGUAUUAUUUUUAAAAACACUUUAUCAGUAUUUUUUAAAUGUUAAUACAGGAGAAAAGAUAUCACAACUCUUUGUGGAAAACGACAUUUCCAUUUGCCUUAUUGCAACUUCAGGCUCUUUCAUUCUCCAUCUUCCCUGUUUCUGUGAGUGGUAUUGCCAUCCUUGAAAUCUGACAUCAUUUUUUAUUCUUUGAUCUCUUUUGAGUCUCAUGCUGAUGGCUGCCUCAUCAACUGGCUGUAUCUUUGCAGGGUCCCUCACCAGGAUCCUUUAUCUAGUUCCAC